AUGGACCGUUUUGGUGCGGCCAAUGGGCGACCUAAUAUCUUCUCAAGCAACGCGCCGUUCCCCGUGCUGUCGGACAAGUCCACCUCGUCAACCACGCCAUUUGCCCACGACGACCGCCUCGGCUCCUUCACUUCCUCUUCCACCUCGUUUUGCGAUGGCAACAACGCGUCGCUUCGCGGCUCCCUCCCCGGCGCGUCCGCUGACAUCCCGGCGCUUCCCUCCGUGCAGCAGCCGUCCGGCGACACGAGGAAAGAAAAAGCGACGCAGAAAACGAGCCAGUCGUCCAGCCAUUUCCCUGCCGCAGUGGCGGAGCGAAGCGGCAGCCGAGGAACGCGCAAUAGCGACGAUGACGGCGGCGGUGGCGGAGACGGCGGUGGCAGCGGGCGGCACCAAGACCCGGCAGAAGGCGCGGCGUCGUGUCAGUGCGUGCCCAUCGCGCCCAAGAGCCAGCUUUGCUGCGGCGGCAUGUUCAUUCUCCCGUUCUACUUACCGCAGGAAUGGCGCGAGCCGCUGGCCAAGGCCGCCGAGGCCCUCAAGCAUCCCAUCGCCAUAGCGACCCUCGUUAUGAUCGGUAUGCUGACCGUUUCCGGCGCUCUGCUCUUCUUCACGCUCACGGGCAUGUGGAGGGCUUUAGGCGGGACAGAGGAGAAGCUGUGGUUCGAGUUUUCGAAUCAGAUUCUCAACGGCGUUUGCACGGUUAGCUGCCUGGUUAUGCACCCGCUCCGGUGUUACUACGUCGUGCAGUUGGUUCGCUGGAACCGCAUCGACGUCGCGAGCCUUCGCGCGCUGCUGUCGGCGGCGGGCGCGUUCGUCGCGAAGCCGGACGAGCGAUUCCACAUGUCGGUCGUGCUGACGCUGCUUCAACUCAACUGCAUCUUCCAGUACGCGAUAGAGGUCAUUCUCUGGACGAUUCCUGAACCGCAGCGCCCCGUACCCCUUAUUGCGUUCCUCGUUUGUAUCGCUCUGGGUUCGCCGUUCACAGCGGGUUUGUACUGCAUUUUCAGCCCUCUAGGCUGGGCCACGGCUGACCCUCCCGUUCGUAGAAGUUUCAGAAGCUUUGGGAAGAGUAGCACAGGGUCGCAUAAGUCCGUGAGCGAGUCGCACAGUGUCGCAGGCGAGUCGCAAGGAGCAAAAGCGACGCCGUGCGCGCUGUGCGACGGAGUGAUAGCAGGCGAGGGAAAGGCGGAGGUGGUAGUGGUGGUGGCGGACGGACAGGCGCACGGUGAAACGGGGAAGCAAAGCGGGGAGGAGCAGCAGUGCGCGGAAGCGGAGGAGCCGUCGCUGGCGGAAGGCGGAAAGCCGCCCGCGCCGAGGCGGUUUGGGGAAUACGAGGAGUUACUGGCGGGGGAGGGGCAUCGGACGCUGAAGGAUCCGAAGCAAUGGCGGAUUCCAGUGUGGCAGCCAGAAGGGGAGAGAUCAGACGAUGAAAAAUUGCAACAGGAGGGGCCGCAAUGGCAGGGGACUGUGUUUGACUGCUGUGCUGGCGGAUGGAGGAGUGCAGUCAGCUCUACAGUCUGCUGUUUCUGUGUGCACGGACGGCACGUGGAGCGAGCUGGGUUCGGCAACAGGAUUGUCUUCACUGCGACGUUCAUAUUCUUUAUCUUUGGACCUAUUGUGAUAUUCACGAUGGGUGCGCGCAACACUCCAAACACCACCAUGCAGUGGUUUGUGUUCAGCCUGGGCGUGCUAGGGAGCUUUCUCGGGGUGACGUAUGGCGGGUACUGGCGGUGGAAGGUGCGGCGGACGUUCUUGCUGCAGGAGCAGGUGUGGUGCUGCGGGCACAAGGCAGCGACGGACUUUGCGUCGUGGUACGUGCUGCCGUGCUGCUCGCUGUGCCAAGAGGUGCGCACCGUGCGGCACUACCGCUUCCACAUGCUCCCUCACCUGCCCGAUGAGACCCCGGGUGAGGAGCAAGGGGCGGGGCAGGGGAAGGCGGUGAAAGGGGAUGGGGAGACUCUUGAGUAUCGGUGUCGUGGUUGCGGUGAAAUGAAGGGUGUGGAAGGAGGUGGUGGGAAGGCAGCCAUGCAAGCGCCGGCUGGUCCUGGGAGCAGGGCCACUGUACAAACCUGCUCUCGGGCGAGACCAUCGAUGGGGUGGUGGGCUGCUAAGGAAACGCGCCGCGGCGUCAUGGUGGCGGCGAGAGCGGCGCUGGUGGCGCUGGUGGUGGCGCGCUGCUGCAUGCCCCUCGCACGCGCUGCUCCCGUGGUGGACGCCGAGAUGGAAGCUUUGACGAAUCUAGCACAUGAAUGGGACGAUGUGCGGGAUGCAAGCACAUGGAUGAAGGGCAGAGAUUGCGACAGCAUGGAUCACGUGAAGUGUGAUGGCGAUGGGCGUGUAAUUGCACUCACCUUCAAAGCGUGGGCCCUCAACGGCUCCCUGCCCACUGCUCUGCUCGCAUUGUCCCAUCUCAAGGAUCUUUCCACUCUCUCAUGCACCUCCCUCCCUCUUCUCUCUGUCACGCGCCGUCACACUACCACCUGCAUGUGCAUGCCCAACUGCAUGCCCAACUGCACGCCCAACUGCUCCGCCUGUUUGCCAUCACCCGCCCUCUUUUGUUUUCCCAAUCUACCUGCACCCCCCUUCUCCGGCACAUCAAAUCCACUCCACUUCUUCCGUUUUUCCCCUCUUCCCCUCUUUCUCACCUCCCUGCCCGCUCCCCUCGUUUCCUUCUCCUAUUCGUGCCUGCCAUGGCCCCCACCCCACCAUGCAACAGCGCAGCCCAUCGCAUUGAUCUCAAAGGGCUCAGCAAUCUUCAGCAGCUCACUCGCCUGUGAGAGUUUGUCGAACAACUAUCUACUGACCUCACAACUAGACGGUCUCUCCCAGCUGCAAAAGCUGCAGUCUUUGAGUUUGGAGGGGAACUACCGACUGGAGUCGCUACCAGUCGGGCUCUCCCAGCUGCAGAAGCUGCAGUCUCUGCACUUGACGAAUCAUCAUCUGUCUGGGGAGCUGCCUGCGUGGAUCUUCAGCCUCACAGACUUGACUUCACU
Closterium sp. NIES-65 is the source of this 2990-nucleotide messenger RNA. Lineage: Eukaryota; Viridiplantae; Streptophyta; Zygnematophyceae; Desmidiales; Closteriaceae. The record is from the annotation of a GenBank genome assembly.